GACCCAUGCAGGAACAUAUUUAUAAUAUGAAUCAACAUAUGCUCAAUAGUGACUGGCUUUAUGUGAAAAGCAGUGACCAGUGGAGUUCAAACGGGUCUGUUGUGAGAUAGUAACUCACUGAUGACAAUGGUGGAUGUGUCGCUCAAUUUCGUGGAUUGGUUGAAGUUAGACAUUAACAUCGUUGGGUGCCGACCGGUUGAGUGGUCUAGAGGUUAAGUGUUCACGUGAGAGACUGAAAGUUCUAAGUUCGAAUCUCGUGAGGCGGGAUCGUGAUUGCGCACUGCCGCUGAGGAAUCCCACAAUAGAACGAAACGGCCGUCCAGUGAUUCCAGGUUUUCCGUGGUGGUCUAGCUUCAACUGACUCAUGAUCUAAAAUAAUAGAAUUACUACAAUCUCCAAAAAACCCCUUAUGAUACUUAACCAUAGACAAUGAAACUGCAGAGUGAAUGAGGUAUGGACAAUCCUCACUAUAAUUAUAUAAGUCUCCAAUAGUAUUUUAGUCAAUCCACGAAAGGUUUUGGUUCAGUGGUGUCUCUGAGCAACAAUCACAUUAUUGGAAAGUUAUGAAAACCGAAAUGUACUUUAAUAACGAGUUGCUAUAGUCUGAAUAGGUUGUUUUAUUUUAUAUUUUUGUCUUAAAGAGACUUAAAACUUAAGAUCAAAGGUAAGAUGAAGAAUGAAUACAUUUAGGCAGUUGUCACCGAUUCUAUGCCAUGUUACUUACCGCUUCUAACUAGGUGGUCUAAACCUAACGAUAUAAGUCAGUCUUAUAUUUAAUCGCUUCAUGAACUGAUUACACAUCUUAAUUUGUCCAUCCUUGAUAGUCUUUCAAAAUCCCUUUAAAACAACCAAUGUCGCACUUCUUGAUAGUUAUAAAUAGGUAUAUUUGAUAAAUUUACCUAAAGAGAUACUCACCUAAAAUCUUAUACGAAACCGAACUAGCGGAACUUCAAGUUUCCUGAUGAGCCAAAGAAUCCUAAUCCAACAGACCAUGGUUACAAUUUCAAAUAAUUUAUGAUCACAUAUUUUGAUAGAGUUUUGUUCUUUGAGUUGGAUGAUUUAAUCUUCAUUUAGAAGACUUCUAUCUGAAGUUUGGUGCUGAUGAUAUCGUUCAAAAGAACAAUGAAAGUUCCACGACUAAACUAUCCAGCUCAAAGAACAAAACUUCAUCAAAAUCAUCCACCUCAGCUACAAAUCUUCUCCACUAUCUUAUGAUCAAAUGAACAUACUAUAGAUUUCAUCAGUUAACUAAUCAAGAACAUCAGUAUCUAGAUAAUUCAGAUUUGAUUGAUACAAAGACAAGGAUGGAUUAGAGAAGAUUUUCGCAUAGUUUAAGAUAGAUUGAUCAUUUUUAUGGGAAGCUACUUCAUCCAAUAGUCCAUUCGAAAUCAUUCAAAUCAUGUCACAAUUAUCGAUUCCUUUUUAUUUCUUUUUAAACACUGAAAAUCAUUUUGGACUUUGAUACUAUCGACGAUAGUCAGAACUAAGUACUUCAUUGAAUUAAUCAUAAAUAAUUUAACAGUUGAAUCCAUGAGACAAUUAAACCUAGACCACCAUAGAAAACCGGGAAUCACUUGACGGUCGUUUCAUCCUAGUAUGGAACUCCUAGGCAGUGCACAUCCACAAUCCCACUUGCGGGACUCGAGCUUCAUCUAAUGAAUCCAUAACUAUCAGAAGGGGGAUUUCGUGGAGAUUUUAAUAAUUCCAAUGAUUCAAUCCAUGAGUCAAUUGAAGAUAGAUCACUAUGGUAAACCUAAAAGCACUGGAACGGCCGUUUCGUCCUAGAAUGGGACUCCUCAUAAAUAAUUGUCAGACAUGUUGCCAAAAUAACAGACUAUUCAUACAUCUUUUCAGUUUAACUCUUAAUGACAUUUGGAUUAUUGUUGCUCUGGUAAAUUGAGCAUCUAUGACCAUUUAUUUUAAAUUAGAGCACAAGUCAAUCUUACUUGCUUACUUACUUACUCACCCACUUACAUACUUACAUACGCACUUACGCCUGAUACUCCUCGUCGAGGAGCAUAGACCACACACCAACACUCGCUAUACAACUCUGUCCCGAUCAAUUAUUUUCACUUAUUUCCACUCGCCGUUCAUCCUUUACAUGUCUGCUCCCAAUGCUCAACGCAAUGCGUUCUUCGGUCUUCCCCUUCUCCGUUUCCAUUCACGAUUUCAAGUUAGGGCUUGCCUCGUGAUGCAGUUUGAUAAUUUCCUCAAUGUAUGUCCUGUCCACUUGCAACGUCUUUUCAUAAUUUCCUCUUCAAAUGGAAUCUGGUUUAACCUCUUCCACAGUAGACUGUUGUUGAUGGUAUCCGGCAAAUGGUUGUUGAGUAUGUUGUGUAGACAAUUGUUCACAAAUACUUGUACCUUCUUGAUGAUGAUUGUAAUAGUUCUGGAAGUUUCAACUCCGUACAUUAGAACUGGCUGUUUUGACGUUCGUAUUGGAGAUUGUGACCUUGAUACUGGUUGAUAGACAGUAGUUUUGAGUUCCAUAUGUUCUUUAAUUCAGUUUAAUUAACGUUAUAUUUAUGUAUGCCUUUUUUAUACAUUAGAAUCAUAAAGAAAAAUUAAGUAGAAGGUUAUAUUAUCUUAAUAAAUAUACUGGACAAUCAAAUCAUGGUAUACCAUGUUUUGUUGAGAAAAGAUUAUUUCAUCGUUCAUGUCAGCGAAUUCGUACAGUUUGGGAAAAUAUCGACCUGACUAAUGCACAAACAAUACAUGCUCAACGAAAAUUUGUGGAACGAUUUAUAAACAAUUUAGAGACAAAAAUUUCCAAACUAAAGUCUACUGAUAAUGUAACAAAUAUUGAUGUUUUAAAAUAUUUAAAACAAAUACAUUUGGAAGCAAAACAUCAAUUACAAUCAAUUCAAAGUCAAUUAAUUGAUAAAAACCAUCCAUAUAAAUCAACAAUGAUCCAUGAAACUAUGACAACAAUAACUAAUAAUAUUGGAAUACCAUAUCCUCCACCGUUACCAAAUUUUACUACUACAGGUCAUCAUAUAAAAACACAUUCAGCAAUAAUAACUACCACUAACAACAGUACAACCAAACGAAAUAUGUCAAUAGGAGGAGGAGGAGGAAGAAUUGAAAGAAAUAACAAUGAAUUAAUUCCUCGAAGUAGAUCAUGCAAUCUGUUUCUAAGGAAUAAUAAUAAUAAUAUCAAUAAUAAUGGUAAUAAUAAAAACAAUAAACUUCUUGAAUUGCCUAAAAUUAUAGAGAAAAGAUCAGAAAACAAUAUUAUGUAUCAAUCUAGAAACAAUUCUAAUAUCCCUGAUGGUAUAAACAUAAAAGUUUAGUCUAUAUCUAUAUACAUAUAUCUAAUGACAUUCUUCUCAAUGAUAGGUAAAAGUGUAAUAAUAUCACCAUGGAGUUCUUUCUCCCCCCUUUUUUUUAUCUUGGUAACAUAUAAUGCUUCAAAGAAAUACAGAUCUAUAAAUGAAGAAUAUUCUUUUUUUAUUUUUGAUAAAUUCUCUUCAAUUUCUACAAUUCAUAUUAUUUAUAUUUAAUAAUCCAAAGAACUUUUCAGGUUUAAGGCAAAAUACAUCGUCUACGCAAUCAUAGUAUGUGAAUUUAAGGUUGUAAAAUAAAAUAAAAUAUAAUAGUUGGAUUCAUGAAUCAAUUAAAGUUAGAUCAUCAAGGGAAACCUGUAAACAUUAGAUGACCGCCUCGUCCAAUAUGGGACUCUUCAGGAGUGCAUAUCCACGAUCCUGUCUGCUGAACUCGAAACACAGGACCUAUCGGUAUCACACGCGAACGCUUAAUAUCUAGACCACUGAGAUAGCCGGUAUCCAACGGAGUUAAUGUCUAACUUCAACCAAUCCACGAAAUUACGUGAUACAUCUACUAUUGUGUUCAGUGAGUUACUAUCACACAACAGACCUGGUUGAACUCCACUGGUCACUGAUUCUCACUAGAACUCCAGGAAAUAUCUCUUGAAGACAGUCACUAGUGAGCAUAUUAUAAUGAGGGUUUUAUGAAUAUUAUAGUAAUUUAAUAGUUGGAAUCAUAAAUCAACUAAAGCUAAAUCACCAUAGAAAACCUGGAAGCAUUGGAUAACCGCUUCGUCCAUGAUCCUGACUGCUGAACUCGAAACACAGGACCUAUCGGUCUCGCGCGUGAACGCUUAACAUUUAGACCAUUGAGUUGGCAUUCAAUAGUGUUAAUGUCUAACUUCAACCAAUUCACGAAAUUGAGUUACCUUCCACAAUUGUCAUCGGUGAGUUACUAUCUCACAACAGACCUGGUUGAACUUCAUUGAUCACAGUUUCUUUUUAAAUUAUUUUUAAUCAUAUCACGUCCAGAAUAUCAAUUUCAGACUCCGCGAUAUGAAUCAUGUAUUUCAAAUGUAUUUGAUUUAUAUACAAGCCAAACAGACAACAUCACACCAUAAAAUAGAAACUAACAGUUGUACAAGAGAUCAAGCCAUAUGUUACUGUGACUAUGAGAGACUGUAACUAAUGAAUUGCAAAGAACUUGAGAAUAGUAAAUCGUAUAAUAGUAGUCCAUAAUGAAGGGAAUAUGAAUAUGAGAUGGUGGAGAAGAUUUGUAGCUCAAGUGGAUGAUUUUGAUGGAGUUUUGUUCUCUGAGCUGGAUGGUUUGGUCGUGGAGCUUUCAUCGUUCUUCUGAACGACAUCAUCA
Molecule: messenger RNA, 4635 nt
Organism: Schistosoma haematobium
Lineage: Eukaryota; Metazoa; Platyhelminthes; Trematoda; Strigeidida; Schistosomatidae
Exons: 4
Coding region: 2907-3293 (128 amino acids)
Source: RefSeq, a predicted model, not a curated record